This is a messenger RNA of Lachancea thermotolerans CBS 6340, 426 nucleotides long. RefSeq names its product KLTH0H03432p. The transcript has a single exon. The coding region runs from base 1 to 426 and encodes 141 amino acids. NCBI's taxonomy places the organism in Eukaryota, Fungi, Ascomycota, Saccharomycetes, Saccharomycetales, Saccharomycetaceae. The record is from RefSeq and is a predicted model, not a curated record.
AUGUCCAACAUUAUUCACAAGAUGUCCGAGAAGAUCACGGGCCACGAUCACCAUGACGACGAGCGCGACGAGCGGGGCAACACUCUGUCGUCCGAGCAACGCCAGCAGCGCGAGCAGGGCAUGCCCUUCACGGAGCACAAUGACCCAGAACAGCGCGCAAUCCCCUCGCAGCGCGUGGGCGGCGGCAUGCAGAGUGAGCGCAGCAAGCUCGGCGGCUACCAGCAGCAGCAGCACGACCUGGGCGGGUCCGGCGGCGACUUCGGCCAGACGCGGUCGAUGCCCGAGGAGCAGAUGCCUGGCGCGGUGAGAGGCGGGUCGGACCUGAACGCGGAGGACUGGGACGACGAGGACGAGGCGGACGACGAGGGUCGCGGAACGCGGCGCGGGGGAGAUUACUCGGACGAGUUCCAGAAGCGGUACUGGUGA